Molecule: messenger RNA, 489 nt
Organism: Macadamia integrifolia
Lineage: Eukaryota; Viridiplantae; Streptophyta; Magnoliopsida; Proteales; Proteaceae
Exons: 2
Coding region: 1-489 (162 amino acids)
Molecular function (GO): nucleic acid binding
Source: RefSeq, a predicted model, not a curated record
AUGGUGAAUAUGAUGUUUCGAAGCCAGAUCGGGAGAAAUAUGGAAGUUUACAUUGAUGAUAUGCUGGACAAGAGCACGAAGAGACACUACGCGAAGUCCACGAAGGGAUUUGUGGGGGACACAUCGGGGGUAGAGCACUGGCCUACAAGCUCAUCCGCAAUCGAACGAUCAAGCAAAAAAGCCAACCAUAUAUUUCUAGAUGAAAUAAAAAAGAGGUUGGACUGGGAGAAGAAGAACUGGGCAGAUCAACUACUCAGUGUACUUUGGGCUUAUCGCACUUCAGCUCAGACCCCCACAGGAGAGACACCAUUUUGGUUGGCAUACGGGACUAAAGCGUUAACCCCUAUGGAGGUAACCCAAGCCUCAUUUCGAUCAGCAGUGUUCGAAGCCUCACAGAACAAAGCCGGGCUCCAAGCAAACACUGACUUUAUAGACGAAGUUCGGGAGGAAGCACUUGAUCAAAAUGAAACCUACAAGCAGAAAGUCUGA